Molecule: messenger RNA, 241 nt
Organism: Medioppia subpectinata
Lineage: Eukaryota; Metazoa; Arthropoda; Arachnida; Sarcoptiformes; Oppiidae
Source: the annotation of a GenBank genome assembly
AGGCGAUUCCUAUUGUCUGAGGGCUUGGAGUUGUAACGAAGAGAAGACCGAUUGUGUGAGCAUUCAAUUUAUAUCAUUCAAAAUGAAGACAAACACUAAUUUUGUCUGCAAUUCUGUACAUAAGUCCAGUCGACACGAAUCCAGACUAAAGACCAUCACAACAAAGCUGGCCAUAAGAAGGGCUAAUGAGGGACUGACGGGCACUGCCGACGACACCGCCGACCAAACAGUCAUUAUUCAG